This is a messenger RNA of Monoraphidium neglectum, 1425 nucleotides long. RefSeq lists its product as hypothetical. Bases 1 to 1425 code for a protein of 474 amino acids. Gene Ontology annotation, molecular function: magnesium ion binding; cobalt ion transmembrane transporter activity; magnesium ion transmembrane transporter activity. The transcript has 11 exons. Lineage: Eukaryota; Viridiplantae; Chlorophyta; Chlorophyceae; Sphaeropleales; Selenastraceae. The record is from RefSeq and is a predicted model, not a curated record.
AUGGCGCCGCACGCAGGGCACGCAGACCGCGAGCCGCUGCUGCAGCAGGGCAGCAGCGGCAGCGGCGCAGCGCGCUGGCGCGCGGCAACGCACAAUGCGCUGGCGGUGAAGCGGCUGGCCGGCAUGGUGCACGCUGCGGGUGUGCUGCCCGGACAUGACGUGAAGCGGGAUGACGGGGAGUACGCACACAUCUAUGCCCACGUCAAGGCGCGGGCGCGCAUUUCCCUGGUGGACUACUGCAAGGAGAAGGUGGAGGUUGUUGGGGGCCUCUCUAACAGUGACCUGCCGGCUCUGCUGGAGCGGCCACGGCCUCAGUGGGCCAAGGUGCGGUGGAUCAACAUCCAGGGGCUGUCCUGGGAGGUUGUAUCUCAGCUGGCUCGCAGGUUUGACCUGCACCCCCUGGCAGUGGAGGACGUGAUGCACAUCCCACAGCGCAUCAAGGCGGACUUUUACGAGCACCACCUCUUCAUAUCAAUGGCCCGCUUCUCAAUCAAGUGCCCCUCCAGCAUUGGCGACGCCAGCAGCCGCCCCAGCGGCGCUGGCGGCCACGUUGCCAGCCCCAGCUUUGGCCACGGCAGCAGCACAAUCCUGAUAGACACGGGCGGCGACAACGGCGACAACGGCGACGUUGACGGGAGAGGCCGCGGCUUUGUGGCCGCCCGCGGCGGACCGGCCACCGGUGCCGACCGCAAUCUGCACCCCUCCCGGUCGCUGGGGCUGCGGACGGACGUGCUGCAGCAGCCGUCGCGGGGGCAGGGGGCCGGAGAGCGGCGGCGGUGGCUGAGCGGCCGCGCGCUGCGCGGUCGCGGGGGCCGGGGGCGAGAGCCGGCGGGGGCGGUGCUGCCCAUGGAGCUUUCAGUCGAGCAGGUGUCCAUGUUCCUGCUGCGGGACGGCACCCUCAUAAGCCUCUUCCACGGCAACGCCGACGACAUGUGCGACCCAAUAGUGGAGCGCCUGCAGGGCCUCAAGACGCUGCUGACAGACUCCGAGGACGCAUCCUUCCUGGCCAAUGUGCUGAUCGACCAGAUCGUGGACGGCACACUGCCGAUGGUGCAGGUCUACGCGCGACGCAUCGCGGCGCUCGAGGUGCGCGCGGGGGCCGGCGCCCGCCGCUCCCGGCGCCGCGGGGCAGGGGCGGGCGAGAACAGCGUCCUGACGGAUGCUCGCCCCAGGGCAGAGUACACUAAGGAGCUGCAUCUUCUGUCUAACGACUGCACAUCCCUGCGGCGUGCGCUGGUGCCAGCUCAGCAGCUCAUCAACAAGCUCCAGUCGAGCGAGACCAUCGCGGUGACGGACGGCGCCGGCGGCCACGGGGAGCUGCUGUCGCCCCUCACGCGGGUCUACCUGGCGGAUGUGCUGGACCACGUUGACACGGUGGGGUGGGGGCUGCUGAAAAUUGAGGGUGCGGGGACGCGUAUGCGGUGA